Dothidotthia symphoricarpi CBS 119687 is the source of this 1413-nucleotide messenger RNA. RefSeq lists its product as uncharacterized. Lineage: Eukaryota; Fungi; Ascomycota; Dothideomycetes; Pleosporales; Dothidotthiaceae. The transcript is spliced from 2 exons. The coding region runs from base 18 to 1214 and encodes 398 amino acids. The record is from RefSeq and is a predicted model, not a curated record.
UGAACAUUGUCACUCCGAUGAAGAAUGGGAAGAGAGAUGAGUCUAACAACUGGUCUAUCAGGCAGGAAAAGGUUGGUGACGAUGAUAUCUUUUCCGUUGACAUCCAGGCAGCAAAGGUCUUCGAAAACGAGAUCCACCAUGUGAAAUGUGGCGUGGACAACUACACCGGCGACACAAUCCGCAACGAGAAGGGAUGCCACCGCUUUCUCAAUGGAGUUGUUGGACACAUUACGGGCAAGAUUAAGAAGUCGCAUCAAAACGCAAACAAAGCUCCCACGCAGAUGGCCAAGUACGUUUCGAAACGGUUCUCAACGUACACAAUGUGGACCAAUGUCGAGCGUCUCACAAAGACCACCAAGGCUGAAGACAAGCUGUUCAACAAUCUCAAGAACAGCCUUGUGACGAAAGGAUACAGCGACGGAAACUGCUUCGUUCGAUGUGGAACAGGAGGUUCAUUCUAUGACACAGGCCUCGGUCCCAUUUCCAGGCACGAAAAGAGCCUAGCAUGCCAGACGGUAUGCUACGAUCCGAUUAAAGAUCGCUACGAACGCCUGUACGGCUUUGGCUCCGAGAAGCCCGCAGAACUCUCACCCUGGUCCCUGAACGAACAGGUAAUCAACGACGUUUCCUACCGCGCAUACCAAGACAACUUCCGGCCUGGCAUUGUGAACCUGAAUCCCUAUGUUCCCGUUAUCCAAGACGAAGCGCCUAUCCUGCCCGUCUGCGUUUCGGAACUUGAGUACAACAAAAACGGCCUUGUUUGCAGCUGUGGAAACAAGUACGGCGACAUGACAGAGUUCUUCGCCAACUCGAUCAACUUGAGAUCGGCGUAUGGAAACAAGCAGUCUGAAUGGAAGGCUAUCAGGAGUUGUCUUGAUCGCAUCAAGCCAUAUGCUUACCACCAACCGGCUGUCUACUUGCUCAAUGCCUGCCACGUCAUUUACACUAUUGUAACUCCUCCCGGAACCGGCUCUGUUCAAGAAUCCCACGACCUGGGCCAUUACGGUCACAAUCUGCGCGGCUGCCGCAUAUACUGGGACUUUUACCGACGCAACACGCAUCUUUCAGACGCACAGUUGGAUGAUGAGAUGUGCAAGCUGUGGGCUCAAAAUGCGAAGGACUUUGACAGGGGGCCCAACCACAAGCAUCCUGACUUCAGCUACGUCAAUGACUUGCUCGAGGACAAGGCAUGUGACAGCUACAAGCGGCGUUGAUGGGACACAGGGAGUGGUUGGGGAUAGAUGUGGAGCCGACGGGGGGACCGGAGCGGUUGAGAACAGAAUGGGUAGAGUAGGCAAGAUGAAUACGUGCGAGACGGUCUUAGUGUUACUACUUGUUGGAAAGUGUAUAUAUCCAAUCGAUGCAUUGCAGAAGUGGUCGAUUGCUUUUGUAUUUCCAACACUACACUCAUCC